This is a messenger RNA of Notolabrus celidotus (New Zealand spotty), 1726 nucleotides long. RefSeq names its product histone-lysine N-methyltransferase SETDB1-B-like. NCBI's taxonomy places the organism in Eukaryota, Metazoa, Chordata, Actinopteri, Labriformes, Labridae. Gene Ontology annotation, biological process: heterochromatin organization; negative regulation of gene expression. The record is from RefSeq and is a predicted model, not a curated record. The coding region runs from base 362 to 1513 and encodes 383 amino acids. Gene Ontology annotation, molecular function: histone H3K9 methyltransferase activity. Gene Ontology annotation, cellular component: nucleus. The transcript is spliced from 8 exons.
GGCGGCAAUCAUCUGUCGCGGCUCCUAAAAGUUAAACCAACGAAGAAGAACAAAAGUACAAAAUACCAAAAUGGAGAAGGUGUUUCUCGCUAGAUUUGCCUUACAUGUAACUUCGCAUGAAUGUCAAUGCAAGGCUUUUGCUCAAUUUUCGUAAAGUCUCGAUACAACAUCAAGAAAACGAUUGAACCGAAUUACUCUUCCAUCUGUAUUUUACUGUUAGCGAGCUAAGCUUUCUUGACUAGAUCCUCUUGCUUCAGCUAACAGUCAACCGUCAACAAACCAAGAGCUUCAGAAUAACAACUUUCUGUUACACACAGUUUGUGUUCCCGAAGCGGAUAACCAAGUUACGACAAUAGUGGUCAUGGAGCAGGUAGAGAUGGACAUGGGUUUGUCCGACAUCAGAGGGUCUCUUGAGGUGGUGAAAAUGAAGAGGGAGAGAAAAUCAUCCGGAGGAAAAUAUGCUGAUGAUAAAACUCUCAGCAAGAAGAGACAAUGGGAGGACGACUCUGACUCUCUUGGUGUUGUAAAAAAAGCAUUAGUGGUCUUGACCAGACUCCCUGACUAUAAGAUCAGCGCUUUGCGACCACCAACGCCCCUGCAGUUCUACAGUGAAGACGAGUCCCUCAGUACGUCUGAAUCCGAUUCGAAUUUGGAACCAGGAAACAAGUCAAGUGGCUCUGAUUUGUCAAAGUUAAAGAAUAAAAGGAAUACUGAGAUAUGCAGCAAGUGUUCGACGAGAAGGACAGCUGUACAAAACAACAAUAAAAUCGAACCAGCGCCCAUUAUCAUAUCAACAGCUUUCGCCCUUUGCGCUGAUGAGACGAGAAAUGUCCGACCUGACUUGCCAGAACAAGAGGUUGCAGUAGACAUGAUGGUUCUGGCCAGGAAGAAACACAUGAGGUGGCAACGGGGCAAAAUAUUGGAGAUACUAACAAGAGAAGACGGACGCUUGAAGUACAAAGUGAGUUUUGAAGAAAAGGGGAAAAGCCUUGUGUCUGGUCACCACAUUGCCUAUGACAACACACCAAAGCUGGAGCAGCUGUAUGUUGGCGCUCGUGUUGUGGUCAGCUGUUCUGAAAACAAGUUCCACUUCCAGACCGGUAUUUUGGCAGAGCUCCCCAGCAGGAAGAACCGCUUAAGGUUCCUGGUGUUUACUGAUGAUCACGUGCCACUCUAUGUUGGUUUACCUUCUCUUCACCUGGUGUGCAGACCACUGGAAAACUCUUUAGAAGACCUUCCCGACAGCCCACACAAAUCCUUUAUGACUCGGUACCUGAGGGAUUGGCCGUACCCACAUUUAACCCAGUAUAAGGCUGGACAGAACAUUAACGUUGAAUUUAACGGGGUCCAGCAGAGGUGUGAGGUGAAGUUGGUGGACUCUAGCUUAAUACAGGUCGUUUUUCAGGAUGACCAACAGAAAGAGUGGAUCCAUCGGGGCUCCACACGACUUGAACACAUGAUAAGAAUCUUAAAAUUAAGAGAAUUGGAGGAAGAAAAGAACGAUUCGGACUAAAAAUCCUCCAGAAAAACAAUGCUCGAAACAUUCAUCGAUAUCAUCCUCAUCAGCUUUCACAAUACCCUCAAAGGACCCUUUCACCCUCAGUUCUUGGCCUAACUCCAGUAGACUGCACGUGGAACUAUUUUCAACCCUUUCAAAUGCACAUUUUUGAAGAUUUUGUAAGAAAUUAAAAAAUAAACACCACAAGUAUUGUUGUGUUUCAUCAAA